AAAAUUGUUGCCUGUUUUAUGGGCUAACUCUACACAAGUAUUAUUUUCAGUCGGUUAUCAAAUAGUUUGGAGAGGAUACUGAUAAAAAACCGCUUAGAUUCUGUCAACCCGAAAGCUUCAGAGUAUUCCUUUGAAAAAAUGAAGUAUAAAAAGGUAUCCCUUCCUUUUGACGAAGAUUUUAUAAGUUCAAUUCAAGACCCUAACAAACCUACUGUAGUCGUUUCUAUAUUUGGAAAAUCUUCAGUUAUUUCAAAAUCGUGUAAAGCUCAAUUUGUUAACAAUAUCUACGACCGUGCUUUAUUUAAUUCAUCUUUAGUAAAAAGCCCUACAGUAAAUGUCAAAAAUCAGACAACUAUUGAAUGUUUUUAUGACGAACCUGGCAAAGUCGUUUACCUUCAUCUAAUUGGUAUAUUUGAUACCCAUGUACUUGUUCAGAAUAUCGAAGAGUUAUCAACGGAAAUUGAAGAAAAGGGUUUUUUAAGAGUAUGGUCUACACUUAAAUACAAUUAUGCGUGUUCAUUAUUAUUUUUAUUCAGUAUAUCUCACAUUCUUAUACUUACACAUCCAGUUCCUAUAUUCGACACUAGUUACUUAAGUUAUUUUAAAGCUCUUGAUUGUUCCAGAUUGAAGUUUCUCAGCAUUAUUAAAUCUGUUCUAUUAAAAGUACAAAAUGUAUCACCUAAUUGGAUUGAGAAUACUAGAUUUUGUUCACCAAGACUACUGUUUUAUUAUGAAACAUGUCCAGCAGAAUUUAAAAAAAACAAACAAGAUACAGGACCAUGCCAUCCAGGUUUAAAAAAAGCUGAACAUUCCUUAGAAGACCAAAUAUAUAGUAUUCUUCGAAAAAAAAGGAUCAUUUCAAAUAUAAGCACCAAUUCAUUGUUUGCCAUUCCUGCUAACCAAGAAUAUGUGUUUAUGAAUGAUUCGCCUGAUAGUGUUUUAGAUUGGAAUGAAUUUUUUACUAAUUCAUUGAUAACUAUUUGUAAUAGUUCAUCUGUUGUAAUUAAAGAUAAAUUUCAAGACUGUGAAAUUGAUGAAGUAAUGGAACCAGAUUUUUUUAUCAAAUCACACACUUUUAAAAAGUUUUUGUAUGAUCAUAUUGAAGUAGCAUUUAAAAAAGGAUUUGAUGAUAACAUUGGCAGGCAUGCUACAACGACAAACAAUUAUUUUGAGGCACCUGCUAUUGGUAUGUGGUGUGAAGUAGCAAAUAAGAUGUACAAUUUAUUUGUUUUGGGCGAGGAUCUUGAUGAGGAUGCUAAUAUAGCAUUUGAGUCCAUGAAAUCAUUGUUAGAUAUUGAUACUAAUUUUAGCGAAAGACGAUGUCAAAAGGUCCAACCUAUUGCUAUGGCAGCUUAUCAAGACAAUUUACCGUCACAUUACAACAGAAAUUAUCACGAUACCAAAGUAGCCCAAGCACUUUCUGUGUUUGCUCUUCACGCUAGAGGACCACUGCUUGAUGACUAUAUACAAAUUCUAGUCCAAGAUUGUGAUAAAAUAUGGCAAUCGGGUCGUCAGAUGUGUGAAACAUUGUCCUUAACAGGAAACCCUUGUACACAACCUUUACAUAAAGGUGGUACUGUUGAUGGACCAAAUAAGGAACCAGAACAAGAUGACAACCCAAUUAAUCGAGACGAGUUAUUCACUAUGGAACACUCGAGCAGCGUCGUGUAUUUGUCAGCAUGUAACUGUGGUCAUAAACAAGGCACGCGUGAAGAUCCAUUCACAAUUAGAGCAGCCAACUACGAUUUUUAUCAGUUAAUGGCUAAUGACUGUGUUUGUGGCUGUUUGGAUCAAAUCAAUUUCCCUGUAUUUCAACCCAGCACCCAAGAUUAUAGAGCGGCACAAUUAUUUGCAAAACCUCCUGUAAUUGCUGGCAGAAAAAACAGCGCAGGGUUGUUACAUACACCUACCCAACUGGGUCAUACAGAAGGGCUCAGCUUAGGAGGAGUUUUUACUAGUUGUCAUUCUGUGGACCCAAUCAACGAUAUUUUGGGCGAAGUGUCACGAAAUAGGGAUAUUUCUGAUAGACAAAGUCUUGUUCCAACGGAAUUGACUAGUAGACCAAAAAACGAAGAAGCUGUAACCAGUAAUCAGAUAGUUAUCCGAGUCACUGACACAGACAGCGAUACAAGAGAAAAGUCAUUGGUUCGACAACCAAGCACUACAGAAUACCUCCCUGGGAUGUUGCACACCGAGUCGCCUAACAGUCUUUUACCACAAUAUCCAUCUUGGUCACUAGUUUGUUUAGGCUCAUCGUGUUUGUACUCUCAUAAUAUUGGGCUUCAAGAAACACAACACCCUGGAUUUUUAAACUCGACAGCUUAUCUUCUACCUUGGGAUGUAACUGUUAGACUAGAACACCAUCCCAGAGAUCGUUAUUGGAAUACUGAUAAAAAUAAAAUUAAUUCAUCGCCUAUUCAACGAGGUCGUAAAGUCAAAGGUUCAAGAGAAUUUUCUGUUAAAAUAUUCAUUGGGGUAGAAUAUGAAUGCCCAAGAGGUCAUCGGUUUAUGUGCUCAGCUCCUGAUAAAAUAUUGACUACAGCCAGUAAUGGUAUAGUUAAAGAAAAUGGAAAUAAAGUAUCAAAUUCAGACAUGCCAUUAUACUUUCCAUGUCCGUGCAGUAGUUCGGCUCCCUUAAUGGCUCAACUCAUGAGAAUUCACAUAGUUACUCCUAAAGCUCCAGUGCACGUGACUUUAAAUCCUAUGGUACAACCAGACGAGAAUGGGCCGAUAUUUGUUACAGGAUUUGACAAGCCAGUUGAGCUUACACAAAGCACUUACUGGGUUCUCCGAUUGCCUUACAUUUAUGCUGGUGACCGUGGACCAUAUGUUCCACCUAAAGAUCCUUCACAAAAAGUUGGAAAAUUACUUAAAGGAGUAUACAGUGUAGCAGAAGCAACAACAGACAACAACAAACUUAAUGUUUAAAUUAAAUUAUUUUAUUUUAUUUUUUAAUUACAAAUAUUUAUGUAAUAUUUGGCAGAUAUAAUGGAAGGAAUAUAUUCGUUACAAUAUUUGGCACACAUCAUAAAAAAAAACAAAUUAUAUAAUAUAUAAAUUGGUAGUAAAAUUAACUUAAAUGUAAGCUUAAGGUUCACAUUGUGCAUGACUAUAUUUUUAUUUGUACAAAGUUAAAUUUGAUCUAUAUUAAAAAUUAAUAUUAGUGGUUUCCUGUACUUUAACAUAAUAUAAACAAAUGUAUAUAAAUAUAAAUUUUGAUAGGUAUUUAAAUUUUCAUUGACAAGGCAUUUAAAAACAAAAUUGAAUUUAUAUUCUUAUGUACUCUUAGAAAUAUCAGUAAUGCAAUCACAAGUAGAACUUUUAGACAGACGAGGUUCUUUGUAUACUAAGCGUAAAUGCUUUGACAGUAAAUCAGCAUUGGCACUUUCCAACAUAAUCACUUUCUUUUGUAACACACUAAGAUGUCUUGCCAUAUUACGUAAUUCUUUUUCUGCCAUCGCAAAUCUGUACAAAAUAGUUGGUAAUUAAAUACAAAUUUUUUAAGUAUUUUAUAUGCAAUAUAUUUUACCGGAAAUCAAUAUUACGCUUUUCAUCUUGCAGUAGUCUGUAAUCUGUUUCCACUUGCUUGCGAAAUUCUUCUUCAGUUUUAAGCCUAUGGUUCUGUAUGUUUAUUUGUGUUUUAAGAGAUGACAUUUGACAUUGACUAGCUUCCAAAUUACCUCUAUUGCAAUUAAAUCAAAAACUAAUAUAAAACAAUUUUAAGUAAAAAUGUUUUGAAUUUAUAAGACAGUUGCCAUCUGGGGCUCCCAAGACCUUAAUAAAAUAUGUAUUUAGGUAAUUACAACUUAAAAAUAGUCUAAAAUGUUAAGCCUGUUUACCAGCCUAAUAUAAACAAAAUCAACGGGCCCAAUCUAUCCUUUCGACUGACUUUGCACAUUUUUUAGAACAAAUAAUUUAUUAUUGGUGGUCAAUGUGGGUCCAUAGGUGGCAACUUUAUUCAUUUUAAUUUACAUGAAUACCAAAUGUAAUUAAUAUUCAAUUUUAGUAUAUUUACCUUAAAGCUUCUAUUUGCAUUUUUCUUUUGGAUUUAUAAUGUAAAUGUUUGAGUGCGAGAUUAUUAUAUUUUUCUCCAAGAGAAGACAUUAAUGCUUUUUGCAUUUCGUAAUCGGCCUAUAAAGGCAAAUUUAAUUUUAAACAGAUGAAUUAAAUUGGCUUUAUAGUUUCCCAUUGUAUUAACAUGUAAAUUGUAA
Adelges cooleyi (spruce gall adelgid) is the source of this 4211-nucleotide messenger RNA. RefSeq names its product nonsense-mediated mRNA decay factor SMG8. The transcript is spliced from 19 exons. Gene Ontology annotation, biological process: nuclear-transcribed mRNA catabolic process, nonsense-mediated decay. The coding region runs from base 139 to 2928 and encodes 929 amino acids. Lineage: Eukaryota; Metazoa; Arthropoda; Insecta; Hemiptera; Adelgidae. The record is from RefSeq and is a predicted model, not a curated record.